AUGGGCGUUUCCCUUGAGGUUGUCCAUGACACGUCUAUUGCUGUCUAUACUAUCGCUGCCUUCGUUACCGUCUGUCGCCUGGUCAUCCGCAUCAAGGACAAGAAAUGGGGCUUGGACGACUUCUGGGCUUUAUUCGCCAUGAUCACCGGUGGAAUCAUGCUCACUGGCGCGCUCAUCAUCGUCACUCCCCCACCGAAUAUAGCCCAGAUCACCAAGGUCGUCGGCUAUUACUUCGCCGCUUGCGGGUUCUAUUCGUGCAUCUGGUCAUGCCGCUUCUCCAUCCUCUGCACCAUCUCCCGAAUCUCUCCAUCAUCAUGGCGGCUCUACAUUCGCCUCAUGUUUGGGGCGUUCAGCUUGAUGUGGGCGUUCCUCAUGAUUCAAGCGGUCGUGCACUGCGAGUCUGACCCGUCAUGGCACGCGACGGGUCAGUGCGCGCUGGGUCAACCGGUCGCAAUUGCUCAGCUCAUCACCGAUAUUGUCGCCGACUUGAUGCUCGGCCUGGCGCCUAUGCGCCUUCUAUGGAGGUCCAACUUGUCCAAGGGGCAGCGCAUGCGGUUGAUCACCGUCUUCGCGUCUGCACUGUUGACGACCUUGGUAUCCCUGGCCCAUGCGUACUGUAUCAUCGCGGGCAAAGGUACUGAUGAGGUUUAUUCGGCUAUGUACGAGCUGUCCGUCAGUAUCAUCGUCGCCAGUCUCAGCGUCCUCGUCGGAUUCUUCUCUCGCCGUGGGAGGAAUGCCGGCACGCACACGACUUCCAACGAGCGCAGUGGCAACGGCACUCACGGCACGGGCAUCGAGCUUUCCGUCAACUCACGUCCUAUCAAUGUCGACAUCACGACGUCAACCUGGGUCGACAGCGACAACAGCACGAAGCACCUACCAGACAAUCACGAGGAAAACUUGGAUUACAAGUCAAAAGACCAUCUGCAUGCGGUAUAG
This is a messenger RNA of Schizophyllum commune H4-8, 939 nucleotides long. RefSeq lists its product as uncharacterized. The coding region runs from base 1 to 939 and encodes 312 amino acids. The transcript is spliced from 7 exons. The record is from RefSeq and is a predicted model, not a curated record. Lineage: Eukaryota; Fungi; Basidiomycota; Agaricomycetes; Agaricales; Schizophyllaceae.